Molecule: messenger RNA, 879 nt
Organism: Geodia barretti
Lineage: Eukaryota; Metazoa; Porifera; Demospongiae; Tetractinellida; Geodiidae
Source: the annotation of a GenBank genome assembly
AUGCCUAACCUGCGGAGCAUAAUUCAGGACACUCAUCGCGCACUGGAAGUUGUUGGCAUCCCGGACGCCCGGCUCGAAUCCGAAGUGAUGGUCAUGGACGUGAUGCGUAUGCCGCGCCAGUCCAUCUUCGCCGAACAGGAAACCGAGGUUUCCGCACAGCAACAGGAGCAACUGGCGACCAUUAUCCAACGCCGCCUGACUCGGGAACCCCUGGCCUACAUCCUGAAUCACAGGGAGUUCUACGGCGUAAACCUGCUCGUAAACUCGGAUGUGCUUAUCCCCCGUCCGGAAACCGAAACGAUGGUAGAACAUGCACUGUUCAUGGCGCUCAUGGGUAUGGAAAGUCGGGAACUGAUCAUCGCCGACGUAGGUACCGGUUCAGGAGCGAUCGCUAUCAAUCUGGCCAUACACCUGCCGGCCGCUCACAUUUACGCCAUCGAUGCCUUCGACCCAACGCUGGACGUCGCCGCAUACAACAUUCGAAUGCACAACGUCACUGACCGCGUAACGUUACUGAAAGGUGACCUGCUCGAACCCCUGCCCCAACCCGUAGAUGUGGUGGUAGCGAAUUUGCCCUACCUCCCCACGGCACGGAUUCCAACGCUGCAACCCGAAGUCCAAUGGGAACCCGUGGCAGCGCUGGACGGCGGCCCCGACGGUUUGGAACACAUCCGCCGCCUGCUACAACAAGCCUCUGAUAGCGAGCGAUUGAAACCUCACGGCGUGAUUCUUCUCGAGAUGGACCCUGAACAGAUGUCUGACGCGCAGACAGCAGCCAACCAGGCGUUUCCAGACGCAGAGGUUUCAAUGGAGCCAGAUUUAUCCGGGCGGGACCGGGUACUGGUCGUCAAUCUGGGCGGUACAUCACCGGAUUACUGA